Entelurus aequoreus (snake pipefish) is the source of this 4157-nucleotide messenger RNA. It is a transcript of the gene st8sia1, whose product is annotated as ST8 alpha-N-acetyl-neuraminide alpha-2,8-sialyltransferase 1. The record is from RefSeq and is a predicted model, not a curated record. Gene Ontology annotation, molecular function: alpha-N-acetylneuraminate alpha-2,8-sialyltransferase activity. The transcript has 5 exons. NCBI's taxonomy places the organism in Eukaryota, Metazoa, Chordata, Actinopteri, Syngnathiformes, Syngnathidae. Gene Ontology annotation, biological process: oligosaccharide metabolic process; N-glycan processing. The coding region runs from base 294 to 1295 and encodes 333 amino acids.
CGCGGCGUCAACAGACAAAAGAGCCCACUCACGAAACAAACUCACGAAAUGAGGGCUUCCUGCUGCUGAAAAGCCCCACGCCGGGAAGUAGGCGGAGGAGACGGCCCCAGAACGCACAUUGCAGCAGACCGCAGAACAUGCUUGACUGGAAUUAACGUCUUGCCUCCGAGUACAUCAGUCCCACUCCACCCUUGCGCUGGCGGGCUGCAGGCGGCAGCUCCGUGGACCGGCGGCGUUGAGGUCACACUGACGGACGACACGCGACGGAGGCGGCGUGGGGGGAGAAGACGUUGAUGCGGUGCUACCGGACCAAGCUGUCGGCGUGGACCGCUGUGUUCGUGCUUGUGCUGUGCUGGUUCUACGUGUACCCGGUGUACAAAGUCCCCCGUGAUAAGGACAUCGUGGACGAGGUGCUGAGGCAGGGGGAUGUCUGGAAGAAGAACCAGACGGGCAUUGACUUGUACAGGAAGAUGUUGCGGGACUGCUGUGAUCCCCGGAGGCAGUUUGCACUAACUAAGGAGAUCGCGGCGGUGGGCAAGGUGCUGUGGUACGACGGCGAGUUUUACUACUGGCACACGGUCAACAAUGAGACGCACUCGCUGAUUGUGCAGGCCAACCCUCUGCAACUGCCUCUGAAGAAGUGUGCGGUGGUGGGAAACGGCGGCAUCCUCAGGCACAGCCAAUGCGGACGUGACAUCGACCAGGCCGACUUCAUCAUGAGGUGUAACCUUCCACCACUUUCCGAGAAAUACGUGAAGGAUGUGGGCACCAAAACCCACUUUGUGACGGCCAACCCCAGCAUCAUUGAGAAGAGAUUCCAGAACCUCUUGUGGUCCAGAAAGGCGUUUGUCGACAGCAUGAAGGUCUACGGUUCCAGCUACAUGUACAUGCCGGCCUUCUCCACGACGCCCGGCACGGUCCCGUCGUUGCGGGCCGCCUACGCCCUGGCAGACUCCUCGUCCAACAUCACCAUGCUCUUCGCCAACCCGGCCUUUCUGGGCAGCGUGGGCCAAUUCUGGAAGGCCCGCAACGUGCACGCCAGGCGUCUCAGCACUGGGCUCUUCGUGGUCAGCCUGGCGCUGGGGCUGUGCGAGGAGGUGACUGUGUACGGCUUCUGGCCCUUCUCGGUGGACCUCGCCGAGCAGCCCAUCAGCCACCACUACUACGACGACAUGAAGCAUAACAGCUGGUUCCACGCCAUGCCCGAGGAGUUUGUGCAGCUGUGGAAGCUGCACAAGAGCGGAACGCUGCGCAUGAGGCUGGGACACUGCCCCCAACAGGAGCAGAGGAGUUAGGGCACAGCGUGGGAACCUCCUUACUUAAUGCCAACAUCAAAUAUUCAUACAUUUACGUAUUAUGUCUCCAUCCGAGCCUCUUGGGAUUCAUGCAAGUGAAGGCGGGGGUUGUUACUGUAUCUUCUUGGCACAUGGGCCAGCUGAACCAAAACCCCCAACGACACUGCCGUUAUACCUCCCCCCAAUCGUCAAACAGAAGGCAAGGAGGAGCCGAAGGAAUUGUACAAUCUCUAUAUGAAGACAAAGGAGUGCAUGCAAGGAUUUAUUUUUGCUAGUUUUGUUUAGAUCAGAUGCCAAAUGAGGUUUCUAGGUCAACAUGGAUGGCCAAUCAAGUCAAUGGAAAAGAUGUCAGCGCUGCCUUUUUGGCAUGUAAUUCUCAUGAUGCAAACCCGUAAAGCACAAAUGCCACAUAGAUCUCAUAUUGCUUCUUGCAAAUGCUUUAGGGGGAAUUGCACUUUUUUUUUUACAUUUUGCUUAUUAAUCACAAUCCUUAUGUGAGACAGGAACACGUCUUUCUCUUUUCUGUGUGUUCUAAAUGGUGAAAAACCUCUAGCAAGAGGUGUGGAUUCACCUAUUUAGCCUAUAAAGCCCGCUAAAAAACUAGCAACGUUUUACAUGCAUGCUGUAAGUAUUAUGUAAUGUUGUAACACUGGCACAUUGAUGACAACAUGUAACAUUUACAAUAUUUUGCCCAUUUUAAAAAUUACCGGAACUUCUUUCCCGGGUGCGUUCGCAGAGCGCAUAACAAUCGCGGCUUCCGUCAACAACAUCAGGAGCUGUUACUGGUACUGUUGUGUUUGCUGUUGUUGUUUUUGUCUCUCUGUCUAAUCCCUCUCUUGUCCCCACAAUUUCCCCCUCUGUCUUCUUUUUUCUCUCUUUCUAUCCCCUCCUGCUCCAGCCCGGCUGCACCAAAUGAUAUUAUAAAUACAUUUAAUAAAGUCAAAUACAAAUAAGGCAACAAGAGAAGUAUCCUACACUUCUCUUUUGUAAAGUAAGUCUGAACAGCUGAUAUGGGCAUCUACAUUAACUAUAUGAUUUGCCUGAGGAGCUGGACAGGACAAACAAAUAAAAAAACAUCAGGAGCACUUUUUGUGUUUGCCACUACUAAUCAUGGCAGACUUUGAGAGACGACGACCACUUUACUGAAUAUGCGGGGGAGGAGCUUAAAGUGUGUCCAAAGUGCGGCCCGCAGCUACGUUUUUGCAAGCUCAUGGCACAUUUUAAAAAUACUAUUACUAAGAAGAAAAACAAACCUAAGUGAAAUGAAAGAACAAACGUAAUGUAACAAGAAAAAGUUGAAAUGUUGAUGCUAACACAAAGCUAACACUCACUCUUUGUUUUCUUUAAAAAAAAAAUCCAUAUAUUGUUUGAAUAUUUAAAACCUUAGAUUACAUUUGAUUUUUCAUUUUGUGGCCCUCAGUGGAAAACGUUUAAACAACCCUGUUUUACAAGCUGGAUGUUAAGCAGUUCCAGCUAUAGUGAAGCACGAAGCCGUUGUCCUACCAUUAGCAUUCAGCACGAGUGCUAUACGCUUAAUCGAAAACAUACUCAGUUACUUACAAUAUCUGCUGUCAUCAUGUCAACUGAUGGGAUGGUUGUAUCUUUCAGCACAAUACUUCAUCAGCAUAGUCCUCAAGUAAAAAAACAUUUAGUUUUCUAAGCGUCAUUUUCGGGUCUAAGUUGAGAGACGCUAUCCACUAAAUUAGUCGGUCUGGAGUUUUAACUGGUAGCGUGUAGAAUCUUAAAGUGGACCAACUUCUCGUCUUGUGGUCACAACCAUUUACUAUACUAUAAGCUCGUAUUAACUUUUUAAAAAAACCUCGGAGGUAAUUCAGCACCAGUAGUAGUUAGCUAAUGGCGGGAGGAGCAGUAUGAGUGUAUGUGUUACUACGCCAGAAAAGUAGUUCCUUGACAAUACAAUAAUCAUUUCGCUAUAGCUUGUUUAAUGCAGGUCACAGCAUGUAAAUUGACCAUUGUUGCCAGGUUUAUAUGUUUCUGUUAGAGCGCUGUAUAGAUGGAAUAGAUGAAUCUCCAUUACAUGCAUUGUUAGCCGCCUCUUGCCAACAUUUUUUUAAUAUUUAGAAUGCACAGAAAAGAGAAAGAUGUGAUGAUGGGAAAAAUAUCCCCAAAAAUGCAGUUCCCCUUUCAGGCCAAAAUAUAGCUAAGCCAUGCUGUGUGCGCGUGUCGAUAUAUGGUAGGUCUUUAUUGCCAUUGCACAAGUACUACGAAAUUUUGUUUUCAGCACAAACCGUUCAAGUUUAUGUAACGAAAUUUCGUUCUUAUCUGUGUUGUAAAGUUCAAAUUUGAAUGGCAAUAAAAAGGAAGUCUAAGAUUAGACCAGGGGUCGGCAACCCGCGGCUCCGGAGCCGCAUGCGGCUCCUUGACCACUCUGAUGCGGCUCAGCUACAUACAUGCCGACCCCCCCGAUUUUCCCAGGAGAUUUAUGGAUCUCAGUGUCCCUCAUAGAUUACUCCCAGGGAAAAAAUAAUCCUAUUUACACUCUAAUUACUAAAUAAAGGGCGUGCCCUAAUUGCACUGCUGUAAUUGUCCUCUAUAGCAUUUACAUACAGCGUGCCAGUACAGCCGCAUGUUGUUAUUACUUGCACACACAGGAGACAGCAAAGCAUACUUAGUCAUCAGCCACACAGCUUACACUGACGGUAGCCGUAUCAAACAACUUUAACAUUGUUACGUUACAAAUAUGCGCCACACUGUGAACCCACACCAAAAAAGAAUGAAAAACACAUUUCUGGAGAACAUCCCACCGUAACACAACAUAAACACAACACAACCAUUACCCAGAAUCCCAUGCAGCCCUAACUCUUCCGGUCUACAUUAUACACCCCCGCUACCACCAAAUCC